Bursaphelenchus okinawaensis is the source of this 1489-nucleotide messenger RNA. NCBI's taxonomy places the organism in Eukaryota, Metazoa, Nematoda, Chromadorea, Rhabditida, Aphelenchoididae. The record is from the annotation of a GenBank genome assembly.
AUGGGCAACAAGCCAAGUGGACCAACGUUAGACGAGGGCGAACUUUCGGUUGUUUGCUCGGAUACAGGCUGUAAGUUUAAAAUUACAUUAUCCUUGAGGACCUAUAGGUGGGUUAAUAAAAAAUUUAGGCGGCUGAAAAGAUUCCGUAUUUUACUUGUUAAAAUUGUACUUUUUAGAAAGCUGAGAAUCUCCGCUGUCUUUUGGAUAUCAUUUAAAACUAUUUCAUUCCGAUUUUCCUGUCCAAAAUAACAAAAAUAGACUUUAAGCUUGAAGAACUAAAAUAUUAUUCUUAAUGUAAACUGGACUAGUCAAUCUCGACGUAUUUUACCUAAAACCAUGCCAAAACUUACUUUUUCAGUUACUCGGAACCAAGUUCUACGUCUUCACAAACGAUUCGCCGAAUUGGAUUUGGAAAACAAAGGAUACUUGACCAAGAAUGACAUGUUACACAUCACCAAAUUGAAUGUAAAUCCGCUUGGAGAUCGAAUUGUGGACGCUUUCUUCACGGAAUCGUAAGUUUUAUUGUUUUUACAGAGUAAACAGUUGGGAUUUUGUGUAAAAAGCCGAAUAUUUUGUUUUUUUUUGUUUUACAGAAAAGGCGGGCCGCGCCCGCGGCGCGCAGGCUGCAGAAAACAUAUUUGUUGUGGAUGAGUAUAAUUGAAUGUAAAUUGAUUUAAAAUAGGUUUGAUAUUAUGAAAAUGGGUUUUUUGAGUAAAAUACGGUAUAUGAGAUUCGGUUUAUACAAAUUGUCUAAUUUUUGCAGGUACCAACCUACUAUAAUAUAACUUUUCAUCAAACAAACCAAAAAGCAUGUUAAAAUUUGUAUAAAAUAUCGUAUUACAGACAAGACUACGCAGAGCUUGACAAACGAGACUAUGAGAAUCAAGCACCAUGCGAAAAGAUUACCUUUAAUCAGUUCGCCAAAGUUUUGGCCAGGUUCAGGCCAACGAACAGCAAGGAGAACAGUGAGAUCAAUAACAGGAUUCAGAAGCUGAGAUGUAAGUGUAAAAUACGUGGUUUUUUUGUGCGAACCGGGUUUUUUAAAGGAAUUUAACAUUUAAAAAAUUUUUCAAAAAAGUGUACCAGUAGUACCACUUUGCAAAAAAGCAGUACCAUUCUGAUCAAGAACAAUGCUUGUGGUACCAUCGUUCUGAAAAUACAUAAUUAGUACUGUAAAUCCGUUAGAGUCCCUAAUAGUAUCAUUUUUAAUAACAAAUGUGCAAAAACUGUACUAAUAGUACCAUUUAUAGUCGCAUUCUCAAUGUACGACCUGGAGAAGAACAACUACAUCACCCGAAGCGAAUUCCGUCAAUUGUUGAUGAAAAUGGUCGGCGGAAACGUGAGCGACGAACAGCUGGACAGUAUCGUAGAUAGAACCAUUGGCGAAGCGGACCAAGUACAAGAUGGCCAAAUUUCAUUCGAAGAGUUUUGUAAAGCAAUGCAGAAAACCGAUGUCGAGCAGAAAAUGUCUAUUCGGUUUUUGAGCUAG